Molecule: messenger RNA, 1458 nt
Organism: Arabis nemorensis
Lineage: Eukaryota; Viridiplantae; Streptophyta; Magnoliopsida; Brassicales; Brassicaceae
Source: the annotation of a GenBank genome assembly
AUGGAAGCUAUGAAGGAGACUGUGGAGGAGAGUUUGAGAGAGAUGAGAGAGACGUUUGCGAGCGGGAGGACAAGGAGUGUGAAGUGGAGGAAGACACAGCUUGGAGCUAUAAUCGAGAUGGUUAAAGACAACGAAGACAAGAUGUGUGAUGUUCUGUUUCAAGAUUUGGGCAAACAUAGUACUGAAGCUUUUAGAGAUGAGCUUGGUUUUGUCAUUCGAUCAGCUACUACUGCUUUAAACUGUCUUGAUAAAUGGGUCGUUCCCAAAAAGACCAGCCUUCCUCUGUUGUUCUACCCAGCAAAAGGGAAAGUGAUCUCGGAACCCUAUGGAACAGUUCUUGUUCUGUCUAGUUGGAACUUUCCUAUAUCUUUGUCUCUGGACCCAUUGAUUGGGGCAAUAUCAGCAGGAAAUACCGUGUUGCUCAAGUCAUCUGAACUAAGCCCUAACGCAUCUGCCUUCCUCGCCAAGAUAAUCCCGUCUUAUCUCGACAAUAAAGCCAUCAAAGUUAUCGAAGGAGGUCCUGAUGUCGCAACCAUCCUCUUGAAACAGCAAUGGGACAAGAUCUUCUUUACCGGGAGUCCGAGGAUUGGAAAGAUCAUACUGGCUGCAGCUGCAGAGCAUUUGACUCCUGUGACAUUGGAGCUUGGUGGAAAAUGUCCAACCAUUGUUGAUCAUCACUCAGUUUCAAAGGACAUGAAGUCGGUAGUGAAGAGGAUCUCUGGAGGAAAAUGGGGAUCUUGCAGUGGACAAGCUUGUAUUGCCGUAGAUUACAUUCUUGUCGAACAGAGUUUUGCGUCUUCUCUGGUUGAUAUGUUGAAGCCGGUGAUAAAGACUUUCUUUGGGGACAACCCUAAAGAAUCUGGAUGUCUCUCUAGGAUUGUCUCCAAGAAACACUUUGAGAGAUUGUCUCGUCUUCUUAAUGAUCCUGGUGUCAAAGCUUCCAUCGUCUAUGGAGGUUCCAUGGAUGAAGAGAAACUGUAUAUCGAACCAACGAUCUUGUUGGAUCCUCCACUUCAUUCUGAGAUCAUGAAUGAAGAAAUAUUUGGUCCAAUUCUCCCGAUUAUCACGUUACGUGACAUCCAAGAAAGCAUAGGAUUCAUCAAGUCAAAACCAAAGCCCCUUGCCAUUUAUGCAUUCACCAAUGACGAAAACCUUAAAACUAGAAUCUUGUCAGAAACAUCCUCAGGAAGUGUUACCUUCAACGACGUCAUGAUCCAGUAUAUGUGUGAUGCGUUGCCCUUUGGAGGAGUGGGAGAGAGUGGAAUAGGAAGGUAUCAUGGUAAAUACUCAUUCGAGUGUUUCAGUCACGACAAGGCAAUAAUGGAAGGAAGCUUAGCAAUGGAUCUUGAAGCCCGAUAUCCUCCAUGGAACAACUUCAAGCUCAACUUCAUUAGACUCGCGUUUCGUGAAGAUUACUUCAAGCUUGUCCUCCUUAUGCUUGGUCUCAUCAAAAAAUAA